Chrysoperla carnea is the source of this 1293-nucleotide messenger RNA. Its product is annotated as elongation of very long chain fatty acids protein AAEL008004-like. The transcript has 10 exons. Lineage: Eukaryota; Metazoa; Arthropoda; Insecta; Neuroptera; Chrysopidae. Gene Ontology annotation, cellular component: endoplasmic reticulum membrane. Gene Ontology annotation, molecular function: fatty acid elongase activity. The record is from RefSeq and is a predicted model, not a curated record. Gene Ontology annotation, biological process: fatty acid elongation, monounsaturated fatty acid; sphingolipid biosynthetic process; very long-chain fatty acid biosynthetic process. Bases 263 to 1225 code for a protein of 320 amino acids.
GAGACAAAGACAAACAAAUUCAUAAAAGAAACAAUUAUUUAGUGAAGAGAACUUCUCAUGGAAUUGAGUUAACUUCUUACACAGUGUGUCUUAUUUGAAAAUAUCGUGUUCAGUGAUUUUGUUUAAUGUUGUUUUUUUAAUAAUUUUUUUAUUAUAAUUUGCAUUAUUCAUAUAGUGUUCAUAGUUUAUUAAUACGCCUAUUUAAGACAUAUUUUAAUCAGCUUUAUUAGCAUAAACGUUAUAAAUAAGUCAAUGAUAAAAAAUGGCGCUCGUCAAAAAGUAUAUUGAUGAUUUUCAUGAUUUAUUAGACAAAAAUGCCGAUCCUAGGACAACAAAUUGGUUUUUAAUGUCAAGUCCGUUUCCAACAUUAGCAAUAUGCCUUACAUAUGUAUAUAUUGUAAAAGUUUUGGGUCCAAAAUUAAUGGAAAACAGAAAACCAUUCCAAUUACAGAAUACAUUAGUAGUAUAUAAUUUAUUUCAAGUAAUAUUUAGUUCGUGGCUUUUUUACGAGUGUCUGAUGGGCGGAUGGUGGGGUCAGUACAGUUUUCAAUGCCAACCAGUUGAUAAUUCAGAAUCUGAAACUGCCGUUCGAAUGGUUCAUGCAUGUUGGUGGUAUUACUUCUCGAAAUUCACAGAAUUCAUGGAUACUAUUUUCUUUGUGUUAAGAAAAAAGAAUAAUCAUGUGUCUACAUUACAUGUGAUUCACCAUGGAUGUAUGCCAAUGUCAGUAUGGUUUGGAGUAAAAUUCACACCUGGCGGUCACAGUACAUUCUUUGGAUUGUUAAAUACAUUUGUUCAUAUUAUUAUGUACUCAUACUACCUCCUUAGUGCCCUUGGACCACAAAUGCAAAAAUAUUUGUGGUGGAAAAAAUACCUCACAACAUUACAAAUGCUUCAAUUUGUGGCUAUUAUGGUACAUGCUUUCCAAUUAUUAUUUAUUGAAUGUAAUUACCCACGAGCAUUCGUAUGGUGGAUUGGUAUGCACGCUGUCAUGUUCUUCUUCUUAUUCAAAGAAUUUUACAAUCAAUCAUACAAAUCAAAACAAAAAAAAGACGCAGCAGCAGCAGCAGCUAAAUUAGCAAAUGGUGGUACUACACAAAAUGGUAUAUCAAAACAAAAUGGUAUCGCAAACAAUAAGUCCAUAGAUGGCCACAGUACUUAUAGUAGCAGCAGCAGUAGUCAUCAAGAACAAGACAAUUUACGUCAAAGGCAAAAAACAAAAUAACAUCGUGUUCAUUAGUUAUUUAGUUAGAUAUUACAAAAAAAUAAAAAUUCCAAAAAAAAAAAAAUUAA